AUGAGAGCGACAGAAUGGGUCCUAAAGCUGCGAAACCAGCGGGAAGGACGAAAACGACAAAAAGAACAAAGUCAAAGUGAAAGUCGCCACCAGGAAGAAUGCAUAACCGACGCAAUUGAGUCAUUGAUGUUUUCGCAAUGCCAGUACGGCGAAGUGUAUGGGAUUGAAGGAAUAAGCUGUUCAGGAAAGACAGAAGUUUUAUAUCACCUUGCGGGAAAUGCGUUGGUAAAGUCAACGGAAACUUUGGUUUUGGUAGUGAAUAGCGAAUGGGACUGGAACCAAGAGCGACUGUUGCAAGUGUUGCACGAGAAGCUUAUCCAAAAAGAAAAGUGUUUGGAGACGUGUGGCUGCGGGAAAGAGAGUGCAGACGAGUUUUCUUCGCAAUUGUCGUCGGCGUCAUCGAGCGAAGGAGUGGAAGGAACUGUGUUGGAACCGGAAAGAAAAGACAGUUUUGGACAAGCUACGAAAGGAGAAACGACGAAAGCGAUAGAUGAAAAACAAACAUGCAGGAUUUGGAAACGCUCAAAAGAAAUCGUACAACGACAAUGCAUGAUGGUGUGGCCUACGGAAUUCGAUGGAUGUUUGGAAAGCAUUCCAAACAAUGCGGAGGAACUGGGAACGAUAUGGAAACGACACCAACAUGGAGAAGGGGAGCCUGUACCGCUUGGAUUUCGAGAAGAUAAAGAGGAAAGAGCGGCGAAUGGAGAACGAUUUGGAUCACAAAAAAUACGAGGAAGCAAGAUGCGUUUAGCGUAUAUAUUUGUAGACGGAUUGUCGUCUUUUUAUUGGCAAGUGAGAUUGGAACGAGGGUAUGGAAAACGGUAUUUGGAAUUGGAACGAAAACUUAGAAAUGCAUCCAAGAUGCUGGGUUGUCGGGUGGUGUGUACGAAUUGGUGUUUGAAUGGAAAAGCGCAUUUGCCAAUGAGUUUAAAAACGUUUCGAACCGAACGGCGAGCACAUACUAGGUUUUACUUUGAACAGCGCCAGACAAAAUUGGGGUGUUUGUUUUUUAUAGAUGCCAAAGGAGUCGCGUAUCACAAACUAGACAAGGGGGAGAAUUCGCAAAAGAGCAUGAUGGGAUAA
Molecule: messenger RNA, 1083 nt
Organism: Schizosaccharomyces octosporus yFS286
Lineage: Eukaryota; Fungi; Ascomycota; Schizosaccharomycetes; Schizosaccharomycetales; Schizosaccharomycetaceae
Product: RecA family ATPase Rlp1
Exons: 1
Coding region: 1-1083 (360 amino acids)
Source: RefSeq, a predicted model, not a curated record